AUGCGCUCAUCCUCUGCUGUUCCCCCGUCAAGUCCUCCCAGAUCCUCUCCUCCUCCGCUACCCCGGGACGAACUCGAUGAUGACGACGACAUCAUUGAGCCUGACGAGGACCUCAUCCCUGAUCUAGAUGAUGCCGAAGAACAGCUGGAAGACGAUGCUGGUGUUGAUUUGUUCGGCGACAACUUUGAAAACGAUUACAGACGCCGCGAAGAUGAUUUCUAUGAAGGCCAGGAUAUCGACGACGAAGGAGAAUACGACGACUUGGAUCUAGCCGCCAGAAGACAACUCGAUGCCCGCCUCAAUCGUCGUGAUCGCGAGCUUGCUCGUCAAAGGAGACCGCAAGUAGCGUUGGACGAGGACGAAGACGACUUGAUGGAUCUGACCAGACAGCCUCGUAGGCGGCGACACAGAUACGACGAGGAACAGGAUGAUAUGGACAUGACCGAGGAUAUUAUGACCGAGGAGCUUUCUGCUGAAGGCCUGGCCGAUGUCAAAGCCUCUAACCUGACAGAUUGGAUUGCACAACCUGCCGUUCAUCGCGGUAUUGCUCGUGAGCUCAAGGCCUUCUUGACCGAGUUCGUCGAUGACAACGGUAUCUCCGUCUAUGGUGUCCGCAUCCGCAAUCUGGGUGAAAACAACGGCGAGUCUCUAGAAAUCGACUGGGAGCACCUGAGUAUGUCAAAGCCUACACUGGCAUACUUUAUCGCCAACGUACCCACCGAGACGCUCAAAAUCUUCGACCGUGUUGCCAUGGAAGUCACUCUCUACCACUAUCCUCUAUACGAAGCCAUCCAAUCCGAGAUUCACGUGCGAAUCAACGGAUUGCCCAUGUCCUACACUUUGAGAGAGUUGCGUCAGUCUCAUCUCAAUUGUCUUGUUAGAGUCAGUGGUGUUGUGACACGCCGUACUGGUGUGUUCCCUCAGCUCAAGUACAUCAAAUUUGACUGCACCAAGUGCGGAGUCACUCUGGGUCCAUUCCCACAAGACUCUAACUCUGAAGUCAAGAUCUCUUUCUGUCAAAACUGCCAGUCUCGAGGUCCUUUCACCGUCAACUCCGAGAAGACUAUCUACCGCAACUACCAAAAAAUUACUCUUCAAGAGUCGCCAGGAACUGUGCCUGCGGGUCGUCUGCCUCGCCACAGAGAAGUCAUUCUUCUAUGGGAUCUGAUUGAUUCAGCCAAGCCUGGUGAGGAGGUUGAAAUCACUGGCAUCUACCGCAACAACUACGAUGCGGCUUUGAAUAAUAAGAACGGUUUCCCUGUCUUUGCGACCGUUCUCGAGGCCAACCACGUCGUCAAGUCCCAUGACCAACUCUCUGGCUUUAGGCUGACAGAGGAUGACGAAAAACAGAUUCGCGCUAUGGCAAAUGAUCCUCAGAUUAUAAACAAAAUCAUCAACAGUAUUGCGCCAAGUAUUUACGGCCACACUGAUAUCAAGACAGCUGUUGCACUUAGUCUGUUCGGAGGUGUGAGCAAGGAAGCACAAGGCAAGCACGCGAUCAGAGGUGAUAUCAAUGUGCUGCUUCUCGGAGACCCUGGUACCGCAAAGUCACAGGUGCUGAAGUACGUAGAAAAUACUGCCCACAGAGCCGUCUUUGCCACAGGUCAGGGUGCUUCAGCUGUAGGUUUGACCGCCUCAGUCAGACGCGAUCCUAUGACAUCGGAGUGGACUCUGGAAGGAGGUGCCCUGGUGCUGGCAGACAAGGGAACCUGCCUGAUCGAUGAGUUCGACAAGAUGAACGACCAGGACCGCACUUCCAUCCACGAAGCCAUGGAACAACAAACAAUCUCCAUUUCUAAGGCCGGUAUCGUCACAACACUACAAGCUCGCUGCGCAGUAGUUGCAGCGGCCAACCCCAUCGGAGGCAGAUACAACGGCACUGUUCCCUUCAGUCAAAACGUCGAACUCACCGAGCCCAUUCUCUCACGUUUUGAUAUCCUCUGCGUGGUUCGCGAUACUGUCGAUCCAGAGGAAGAUGAACGCCUGGCUGCGUUCGUCGUAAACUCGCACGGAAGAGCUCACCCUACCAUCAGCAGUGCCGCCAAUGAUGCACCGGUCAACAGCAUGCAGGAUGCUAACAUGGAGGUUGACGGCGACCAAGGUACCUCCAAGCAAGGCGAGAUUCCACAAGAGAUGUUGAGAAAGUACAUUCUCUAUGCUCGCGAGAAGUGCCGUCCUAAAUUGGUCUCGAUCGAUCAAGACAAGAUUGCGAGAUUGUUUGCGGAUAUGCGUAAGGAGAGUCUUGCUACAGGUGCUUAUCCCAUUACCGUCCGUCAUCUGGAAUCCAUCCUCCGUAUCGCUGAGGCCUUUGCCAAAAUGCGCCUGUCGGAAUUCUGCAGCAGCACAGACAUUGACCGUGCCAUUGCUGUAGCUGUUGACUCGUUCGUUGGCAGUCAAAAGGUCAGCUGCAAGAAGGCAUUGGCUAGAGCAUUUGCCAAAUAUACUCUUGCCAGACCCGGUGCUGUGCGCAAGAACAGGAAUGCUAGAGCCGGUGCUGCCAAUAUUGGUGUUGCUGCUUGA
Molecule: messenger RNA, 2520 nt
Organism: Aureobasidium melanogenum CBS 110374
Lineage: Eukaryota; Fungi; Ascomycota; Dothideomycetes; Dothideales; Saccotheciaceae
Product: MCM-domain-containing protein
Exons: 2
Coding region: 1-2520 (839 amino acids)
Biological process (GO): double-strand break repair via break-induced replication; DNA replication; mitotic DNA replication initiation
Cellular component (GO): MCM complex; nucleus
Molecular function (GO): single-stranded DNA helicase activity; 3'-5' DNA helicase activity; ATP binding
Source: RefSeq, a predicted model, not a curated record